Messenger RNA from Caenorhabditis angaria, 8107 nucleotides. The record is from the annotation of a GenBank genome assembly. Lineage: Eukaryota; Metazoa; Nematoda; Chromadorea; Rhabditida; Rhabditidae.
AUGUCGAUUUAUUUGUCAUUGUUCAAAACAAUUGUCGGAAAAAAGAUCACCGAUAGCCGACUUUUGCCAAUUAUUUUGGCUGGAGCAAAUCGUGCAUUUCCCUAUGCAAAAAAUAUCGAAAAAUUGUUGGAGGAUGUGAAGGAUGUGUAUUUUUUGGCACAUAAUUCGAAUUAUCGAACCGCGAUUCCCGCCUUGAAAUUGUUGUUUCAGUUUCAUAAGAUGAAGUGAGUUUUUGAGCUUUCUGAGCAUUAAAAUUGAAAUUUUGAGCAUUUUUGAGCCCUGGAGCUGAUUUUUGAGCCUUAUGAGCUUUGAAAUCGAAAUUUUGAGCAUUUUUGACCCCCGGAGCUGAUUUUUGAGCUCGUUAAGCAUUUAAAUUGAAAUUUUGACCAUUUUUAAACCCUGGAGCUGAUUUUUGAGCUCAUUGAGCUUUAAAAUUGAAAUUUUGAGCAUUUUUGAACCCUGGAGCUGAUUUUUGAGCUCUCUGAGCUUUAAAAUUGAAUUUUUGAGCAUUUUUGACCCCUGGAGCUGAUUUUUGAGCUCGCUGAGCUUGAAAAUUGAAAUUUUGAGCAUUUUUGACUUCCCGGAGCUCAAAAUUAGGCUUGAGAGCUGAUUUUUGUGUAUUUUGAGCUUGAAAAUUGAAAUUUUGAGCAUUUUUGAACCCUGGAGCUCAAAAUUGAGCCUUAGAGCUGAAUUUUGUGCUCUCUGAGCACUAAAAUUGAAAUUUUGUGCAUUUUUGAACCCCAGAGCUCAAAAUUAGGUCUUAGAGCUUGAAAAUUGAAAUUUUGAACAUAUUGACCACCAGAGCUCAAAAUUAAGUUUUAUAGCUGAUUUUUGAGCUCAAUAUUGAGAUUUUGAGCAUGUUUGACCCCCAGAGCUCAAAAUUAAGCCUUAGAGCUGAUAUUUGAGCUCAAAAGUGAAAUUUUGUGCAUUUUUGGGUCUUGUAGCUCAAAAUUAAGCCUUUGAGCUGAUUUUUGAGCUCAAAAUUGAAAUUUUGUGCAUUUUUGACCCCGCAGAGCUCAAAAUUAGCUGAUUUUUGAGCUCUUUUGAUACGCCUCAAAAAUGUACGUUUCAAAAUUCUCUGAUUAUUUUUAGAACAUAUUUUUCAAAAUUGUUUUAAAUGUUGUAUUGGGUGAAUCGUGCUCUCAAAAUGCUCCAAAUUUCAUGGAGAAUCUGGAAAAUUCAGAAUUCUCUUGAAAUUCUGAGCAUUUCGAGUCCAAACAUGAGCAAAUUCGGGCUCAAAAUGUUCCGAAUUUCAUUUGGAGCAUUUUGAGCCCAAAUAUAGUCUAGUUUGCUCUCAAAAUGCUCCAAAUUUUCCAGUGACUACGUCUCUGACCGCUACUACAAUGCACUCUACCGAAAAUUGUUGGAUCCAUGCCCACCCGCCGCCUAUUCUCAACUCCUCAAACUCCUUUUCGAUACAAUGAAAGAUGAUCCAAGUGCUCAGCGAGUUCGCGCAUAUGUUAAGAGGCUUUUGCAAGUUGCCGUGAAUGUGAACAGCGAAUUUGCGGCGAGUAUUUUGAUAUUGAUUUCGAAGUUGAAGAUGGAGCGGAAACAGGAGAAUUUGGUGGUUUUGAGCAGUGAUGCUGAUGUGAGUUUUUUUGAGGUCUGGGAAUGGAAAAAUUGAAUUUUUCAUGAAAAAUUUGGUCUUAAGGUGGUUUUCUAGGUCCUGGAUCGAAAAAAUCUGAUUUUUUGGAUUCCGGACUGAAAAAAUUGGAUUUUUCAUGAAAAAUUGAAUAUUGAGAGAAUUUUUAAAGUCAUUGACCCAGAAAACCGAUUUUUUUUUGUUCCGGAGGGAUUUUUGAGGCCUGAGAGUGGAAAAUUUGGAUUUUACAUGAAAAAUUAUGUUUUGGGGUGGUUUUCUAGGUUCCGGACCGAAAAAAUCGGAUUUUUGAGGUCCGGGAGUGGAAAAAUUUGAUUUUUCAUGUCCUGGACCGAAAAAAUUGGAUUUUCCAGAUCUUAGACUCGAAAAAUCGGAUUUUUUGAGUUCCGGAGCACAAAAAUCGGAUUUUUCAAGAAAAAUUUGGUCUUGAAGCGAUUUUUCAUGUCCUGGACCAAAAAAAAUCGGAUUUUUCAUCAAAUUUACCACUACUCAUAUUAAAAAAUAACCUGAAAUUGGAUUUUUCAAGCUGAAAAUCAAUUUUUCAAUUAUUUCCAGCCAACCCUGAAAGUUGUCACAAAUCUGGAUGAUGAUGAAGAAGAGCGAUAUGUGGAUUUGGACACUGAUGGAAAUGUGAUUGUCAAAGGAGAAGUUGUGAGUUUGAUUUUGGGAAAAAAUGAGCUCCAGAGCUCAAAAUUGAGCUCGCGGAGCUGAAAAUUUCAAAUUUUGAGCAUUUUUUUACUCCGGGAGCUCAAAAAUAGGUCUCAGAGCUGAUUUUUGAGCUCUUGGACGUUAAAAAUUGAAAUUUUCAGCAUUUUUGAGCCCAUAGUAUUCAAAAAAUCAAUUUAUCAUAACUCAAAAUCAAAUAUACAUACGACCAAAUUUAGUCCUCUCCAAUUGAUCCAAAAAAUGCAAAACGUAGCGUUUCCGGAAAGCCACAUCGAUCCGCGCGGUUUUUUCCGCGUGAAUUUGCGCGCGGAGCUCCGCGAGCCGCUGGUAAUCAUCCCAAAAAUAGUCGCGGAUCAGGAAGAUUGUCUCGUUUUGCGGAAGAUGUUCGGCUUCGAUUCUGAAAGAAAAGUUGAAAUUUUAAAAAUGCUCGCAGGCAGUGGGAAUCGAACCCGCGACCUUUUGAUUGGCGGAAAAAUUUGGAUUUUUCAAUUUUUAGCCCCAAAUUUCCUAGAUUUUCAAGAAAACGAGCUUGAAAAUCGAAAUUUGGAGCAUUUUUGACCUUUAGAACUCAAAAUUUCAGAUCUGGAGCUCAAAAAUCGAGUUUUGGAGCAAUUUUCAGCUAUAGACUUCAAAAUUGAGCUCCAGAGCUGAUUUUGCAAGCUGUUCUGCUAAAAAUUAGUGUCUAGAGCAGUUUUCGAGCUGUUGGAGCCUCAAAAUUGAAUUUUCGAGCAUUUUAGAGCUCCAGUGCCUCAAAUUUCUAGUCUGGAGCUCAAAAAUCGAGUUUUGGAGCAAUUCAGACUUCAAAAUCAAGCUCUCCGGCUAAAAAAUUAGUGUUUGGAGCAUUUUCUGAGCUCUUGGAGCCCCCAAAACUCACUUGAUCAUUUUAAUAUGUGAACCAAAAGGAAUACUCAAGUCAUACAGUACCAAUUCAGCCACCGUUUGCCAUUUAUCAUAAACCAUGAAAGUAUUCGAAAAAGAUCGUGCAAAUUCGUCCGCAGCUUCACAAUUCUUCCGCUCGCUUUCCGCAACAUCCGGCCAUUUCCAAUCGCAAUUCGUCUUCCGCUCGUAAUAUCCGCAAAGCGGUGUUUUGCAGCAAAAAUUGUCGAAAGAUAUCAUAUAAUCAUAGAUUUUCUCACGAUUUUCGAGGCGAUCGACUAAAAAUUCAUCGUGCAUUUGACAUUUGAGCUCGCCGCCGUUUUUACGACAAAAAUUCGAGAGAUUUUUGCGAAUGAAGUUGUCGUAGUUGUAGUUUGAGCAACCAUUUCUACAAAAAUUCGGGAUUUAGAGUAUUUUUUGGUCCUAGGGCUUAUUUUUCGUGGAAAUCCGGCUCAGAUUGGUGUUUUGAGCAUUUUCCGGGCUUCUGGAGCUCAAAAUUCAGCUUCUAGAGCAAUUUUUACUUCGAGAGCUCGAAAAUUAGGCCCUAGAGCUGAUUUUUCUAGUUCUAGGGUUCGAAAUUGGUAUUUUGAUCAUUUUCUAGGCUCUUUGAGCACGAAAAUUGAAAUUUUUGAGAUUUCUGACAUCUUGACCUCAAAUUUCCAGGUCUGGAGCAUUUUUUUACUUCAAGAGCUCGUAAAUUUGGCUCUAGAAUUGAUUUUUCGACUAUCAGGGCUUAAAAUUGAUAUUUUGAGCAUUUUCUAGGCUCUUAGUGCUCAAAAAUCGGAUUUUGAAGCGUCUUUUAGCUGUUGUGCUCAAAUUUCCAGAUCUGGAGCAUUUUUUGGGCUCCUAGAGCUCGCAAAUUUGGCUCUACAUGUGAUUUUUUGAGUUUCUAGGCUAAAAAUUGGUAUUUUGAUCAUUUUCUAGGCUCACAGAGCCCAAAAAUCAAAAUUUUGAUAAUUUCUGACCUGUCGAGCUCAAAAUCAAGCCUCAGAGGUAAUUUUCAAGAUCCAGAGCUGAAAAUUGGUAUUUUGAGCAUUUUCUAGGCUCCUGAAGCUUCAAAAAUCGAAAUUUUCAGCAUUUUUGACUUCUGGAGCUCAAAUUUUGUGCUCUUUUUCACCCGGGGCACAGUUUUCCACCAAAAAAUUCAAUUUUGUAUAACUAACCUGACUAAAUCAUCAAAUUCUCCACAACCUCGAGACACGCUCCACGCAAACAAUAAACUGUACAAAAAAAUACAAGUAAGCACAUAGGCUCUUAAGAGCUUUCCAAAAUACAGUGGCUCUGUGUCCAUUUAGGCUAACUUUGAUUGAAUGAAUGACAGAAAAACUGUAGAGAAUAAUUAUGGAUGACGCUAGAUAGGUGGAUGAACAUCUGCUGGAUUAUUAUUAUGGUCCGCCCACUUUUUUGUGUAAAAAGAGAAAAAGACGCUGGAUUUUGGGAAGACAGCGGAUUUUUUUAUGGAAAAGUGUGAUUUUUGAGCUCUAGAUGUCAAAAAUGCUCAAAAAUUCUAUCAGAAAGCUCAUUUUUGACCAAAAUUAUGGUUUUUAGUGAAAAUUUGAGCACUAGAGGUGAAAAUGUUCAAAAAUUCGAUUAUUUUGAGCUUCAGAGCUCAAAAACUCUUCAAAAUUGGAUUUAUGAGCUCGCAGAGCCUGGAACUUGCUCCAAAUAUCAAUUUUGAUGAAAAAUUAGGCUCUAGACUGGAAAAUGCUCAAAAUUCUGAAAUUUUGGACGAAAAAAUCGGAUAUAGGGCUCUUUUUCAGUUCCAGAGCUCAAAAAAUGCUCAAAAUACCAAUUUUCAGCUCUGGAACUCGAAAAAUCAGCUCAAGAGGUCAUUUUUUAGGUUUAGAGCUCAAAAAUUGCUCCAGAAUUCGAUUUUUAAGCUCUGGGAGCUUCAGAAGCUCAAAAAUGCUCAAAAAUUAGAUUUUCGAGCCCCGAGAGCUCUAAAAAUGCUCCGAAACUCCCCCAAAAAACCAAAUUUUCUUCAGAAAUCCGAAGAUGACGUCAUCGAAACAACUGCAAAUUCAGAAGAUUCGAAAAAAGUGGCAAAAGGAACUCUUGGAGCAUCAUCAACCGGUGGCUGGAUUCAUCAUAAAAAUGCUCGCCACGGAGCCAAAACCCCCUACGAUCCGCUGGCUCGAAAUCCGCUUUUCAUCGAUGCUCAACACGUGGCCGACAACGAAUUGCUCCUUUUAUCCAAUCAUUUUCAUCCGUCGGUCGCCGUUUUUGCCAAAUGUCUUUUAGAAGGCGGUGAAGUGAAAUAUGGUGGAGAUGCUCUUAAUGAUUUCACUCUGAUGGCAUUUUUGGAUCGAUUUGCGUUCCGAAAUCCCAAAGAGAUUUCGGCGAAAUCGACGGGAAGAGUUGUGCGAAAGAAGAAGCAUGAUCCGUGGGGAGUUAGAAAGUUGGCUGUGGAUUCGAAGGUGAGGUCUUUUUAGGGCCGUUUCAGGCUCUCAGGCCGAAAAUUCGGGUUUCUAGACCUUUAUUUCAUGAAUUUUGGGGUUUUUUGAGCUUGUAGGUCAUUUUUAGCCCUUGGAAAUUGAAAAUUCCGGUCUCUAGGCUCUUUUUCGGGCUAUCGGGCUCAAAAAUCUGGUCUGUAGGCCAAAAAUUCGGGUUUCCAGACCUUUAUUUCAUGAAAUUUGGGUUUUUUGAGGUUUUUAGAGCAGAAAUUUGGGUUUCUAGGUCAUUUUAGGCUUCUAGAGCAUAGAUUUGGGUUUCUGGACCAUUUUCAGACUCCCAGGCUGAACAAUUCAGUUUUUAGACCAUUUUCUAGUCCCUACAGCUGAAAUUUGGGGUUCUAGGCCAUUUUUCAGACUCGUAGGCUCAAAAUUACGGAUUCUAGGCCAUUUUUAGGCCCCUAGAGCAAAAAUUUGGGUUUUUAGGCCAUUUUUAUGGUUUCUAAGCUAUUUUUUGGGCUCCCAGGCCACUUUUAGGGUUUCUAGACCACGUUUAAGCUGAAAAUUCGAAUUUUUCACAUUUUUUAUUUCAAAAAUCUGAAAAUUUGAGUUAUGACGUGGAAUUUUUUGCAGGAAUACACGCAGAAAAAACGCGACGAAAUCCCAGCCGACGAGAAAUUCCUUCAUCGCUACGCUUCUACAGUAAUCCGAGACAAAAAUGUGAAAAAAGAGGAAGAUGGAAAAGAUGGAGAAAAUGAUGAUUGGGAAUAUGCGGAAUCGGUGAAUUCGGAAGAAUUUGAUACGAUUAUGGGUAAGCCUAGGUUUUUGGGCUUUUCGGGCCGUUUCCGGGCUUCAAAAUGAGUCCGAAUAGGCCACGCCCCCAUUUUGCAAGCCUGGCACAGUUUUCAUCUUCAUUUUGAUACCAAAUAAGCCACGCCCAUUUUUCUGUGCCGCAAAAAUUUCGCAAUUUUUUUGCAGAACGCUUCGAACCUGGAGAAUUGAACGAGGAAUUCGAUAUUGAUUAUAGUAAAGAGUUUUCGUCGGAGAAAAAUAAGAGAAAUGUGAGUUUUUCGGGCUCCGGGAGCAGAAAAUUUGAGUUUUUCAUAAAAUUUGGGGUUUUUAGACACCCCAUGGGCCUAAAAUUCGGAAAAUUUUAAUUUUGGAGCAUUUUUUGGGCUCCGAGAGCCCUCACAAGCCGAAAAUUGAAUUUUUCAUGAAAUUUAAGCCACAUAAGCCCAAAAUCUAGAUUUUCUAGCAUUUUCGGGCUCCCCCGAGUUGUCCUAACUCUAAAACUGAAAUUUGGCUCAAAAGUUCACUUCUGAGCUCAGAAACUCGAAAUUUUGGAGCUCUGAAGCUCUAAAUCAUGAUUUUCGGCUCAAAAAAUGAUUCCGGGGCUCACUUAGGUCGAAAAAUUGGAUUUUUCCUGAAAUUUGGGGUUUCUAGGCAUCCCAGAAGGCUAGAAUUGGAGAAUAUUUAUUUUGGAGCAUUUCUGGGCUCCGGGAGCAGAAAAUUCGUGUUUUUCAUGAAAUUUGGGGUUUUUAGACACCCCAGAACCCCAAAAUCCAGAUUUUCUAUAAUUUUUGGGCUCCCCGGAGUUAGCCUAACUCUGAAAAAUUCCAGAAACCAACAAUUGCCGAUGAAGAUGACGUGGAUAUGGAUGAAGAUGAUGAGUUGGAUUUGGAAGAUGAUGAAGAAGAAGGUGAAGGUGGAGAAGAUCUUGAAGAUGAUGAACCCGAAGAUGGAUCUGAUGAUGAUGAACCUGAAGAUGAUGACGAAGAUGAUGAAGGAGAUUUUGGAGGUUCUUCGAAUGUCUUUGGAGAUGGUUGGUCCUUUUUUUUGGGGGAAAAAUGACGAAUUUUCAGCCCGGGACACCUGAAAAUUUGAAAUUUUCGCGAAAUUUUGAGCUAGAAAUCUUGUUUUUAGACAAAAUUGGCUUCGAAAUUUGAAAAUUCACAAAUUCCACGUGGAUUUUCAGCCAGGGAAACCUGAAAAUUUGAAUUUUUCGCGAAAUUUUGAGCUAGAAAUCUUGUUUCAGACAAAAUUUGAAAAUUCACAAAUUCCACGUGGAUUUUCAGCCCGGGAAACCUGAAAAUUUGAAAUUCUGAGCUAGAAACUUGAAAAUCUUGAAGCAAACAAUUUUAAGCUGAAAAUUCGAAUUUUGGAGCAUUGCUCAGGUUAUGGAAAUCCAGACUUUAAAAAAUUCGAAGUUUUCCAACCUGAGCAAUGCUCCAAAAUCUAAAAAAUUCCGAAUUUUGCUCAAAACCGUUUAAUCUGAGCAAUGCUUCAAAAAAUUUGAAGAUUCAAAAAUAUUCAGCUGAGAAUUCACUUAACAUGAGCAAUUCAAAAGUUCUGAAAUUUUCAGCCAAAUUUUUCCAAUUUUCAGACGACUCAAGUGAUGAAGAAAUUGGAGCGAAUGACUACGAAUUGGCUGGAGAUAGAGUAAGUUCCCCCCUAAUUUUUUUGUCUGAAAAUCUGAAAUUCCCCAAUUUUUCAGUUCGCCGAAAUGCUCGAAGAUUUGGAAGAGGAAGAACAUGAGGGAAAAGGAAAGAAGGGCAAAAAAAUCGGCUGGAAAUAA